CACUGAUUAACAUCGAUAAACGAUGAUCAUCUCGCAAUAAUUUGUAAAUCGUCGAAUGUGGAACGGUGAUUUUUUGUUCAUUUUUUUGUGUUGACUCAGUUUACUGAAAUAUAUUUUCAGCAUUCAGUGAUAUUAGUUUAGCGCUUCAAAUAAUCUGAAAUUCUUUUGCAUAAAAAUCGUAGAAAAAAAAAUCAAUUUGCCAGUUCACCGCGCCAUUAUGAAUCAAGUCAUGGAUGCUUCUUCUAUUGACAUUAAGUACAAUGAGACACUGAGUGCGCGCUUGGAACAUCUCGUCGGCAACACAUUUUGUUCUGAUCUUUUGUUCGUUAUUAAUGAGACCAAAGAGGAAAUACCGGCACACAAACUGAUCGUUGCAUUGGCCAGUCCAGUUCUACACAAAAUAGUAUUCGGAAAUGAAACAUUUCCUCCGUCAGACAUUAUCACAGUGGAUGGCAUAAGUAGGGAAAAUUUCAUGGAAAUUCUACUCUACAUCUACACGGACAGAAUCAAUCUGAACGAGGAGAAUGUUAUCGACAUUUUCCAAAAAUCCAACUACUUCGGUCUGACGGGAAUCGAAUCACAAUGUUUAGAAUAUUUGGAGAUGCAUUUGUGUGUGUCAACCGUUCCAUGGAUUUACCAUCAACUCUUCUAUUCCGCUGCGACGGAUCUCCUCAAUAAGUGCCUACAAUACAUUCGAAUCCAGCCGUUGGAGUUUUUCGCCUCCGAAGAUUUCGAGAAGAUCAGUAUCGAUGAGCUGAAGUCAGUUUUCAAAUUGGAUGCCAUUGACUGCACUGAGGUUGACUUGUUCGAUGCAAUGAUUAGGCUAUCCCGAGCUCAUUGUGUUGCCACUGGUCGCGAAAUAACCGCAGAAAAUCAACGAGAAAUCCUCAACGGCACUGAAAAACUGUUGCGUUUGGAAUCACUAACUGAAAAGGAAUUCGAUAAAUGUCUUGCAAUUCAGAGAGAUUUCUACUUUACCGCUGAAGUCGACCGAAUUCGGGCAGAUAUCAGGAAUGCGGUCACAACAGUCCGAAGGAAAUGGUGCACGUUUCAAGACGCAGUUUGGACUGAAGUGGAUGAUUUAGAAGAAAUUGAACUUCCGGCGAGCGCCUUCUACACAGGUUCGAAUAUGAUUUUCAUUUAUCUUUAUUGCAAAGAAGGGGAAGAGCCUCAAGCUGCGGGCCACUAUAUUAACCCCGCCGCCGACUCAGACGCGAAAACAGAAAUUUUAUGCGGCAGUGGAUACAAAUGGCGUAAAUGUGUGAAUGGUGAGAUUCCACUUGGUGCCGUGUCAAUUUCGUUUACAGAACCAGUGUUCAUCGCACGAGGAUACGGUGACAAUAAUUCUAUCGGACUAGCGUGUAUGGAUGGUACGAUGAGAGUAUAUGAAUAUAUGAACACGUGUCCUGAAUUUGACAUCCUAGUCGCAGAAAAUGUGAAAAAUCCGUACACUGGCAGUGGUGCUCCGUCAGACGGAAUUUUCAUAGGCUACGACGACCACAAUUACAAAACAUAUUUGGGAAGAGCUUGGUAUCAAGGCGAUCUACUGCCAGCUAAAAUAAUAUUUCGACAACAGCGUGAAGCGUAUGUGUCGUAUGGUGGACACGAAGUAGAAGUCACCGAUUUCGACUUUGUGCGCAUGGAUCCUGGGACAUACGGAUGGGAACAAGGCAUGAAUGGAGAAGUACCUGAAAAUGCAGUUAUUGCGGGCUGCACGGUCGAAAACGAAAAUUUGUUUUUCGGUCGAACUAUGCAUCAUGGAAACUAUAUUCCCGGUAAGGUUCAUCGGUCGCAUGGUGUAUUGUAUGUUUCAUUUAGAGGUCAAGAGAUUAAUUUUCGAUCGUACGAAGUUUUAGUUCACCUUCGUGAUAUGUAAACGGCAACAUGUUCAUGCUUUCUGUGUUAAAAUCGUCUUUGCACAUAAAAUGUUUCGAAAAAGUUGA
Molecule: messenger RNA, 1943 nt
Organism: Bradysia coprophila
Lineage: Eukaryota; Metazoa; Arthropoda; Insecta; Diptera; Sciaridae
Biological process (GO): neurogenesis
Cellular component (GO): cytosol
Molecular function (GO): protein binding
Source: RefSeq, a predicted model, not a curated record